Messenger RNA from Dioscorea cayenensis subsp. rotundata (Guinea yam), 1838 nucleotides. Its product is annotated as protein ZINC INDUCED FACILITATOR-LIKE 1-like. Gene Ontology annotation, biological process: transmembrane transport. The record is from RefSeq and is a predicted model, not a curated record. NCBI's taxonomy places the organism in Eukaryota, Viridiplantae, Streptophyta, Magnoliopsida, Dioscoreales, Dioscoreaceae. Gene Ontology annotation, molecular function: transmembrane transporter activity.
GAAAGGAAGCCGUGUUUAAUUCUUCAUCGCUCUCCAUCUCAACAACGUGGUCUCUCAGCUCAGCCACUUGAAUCUCCGCUGGGUGGGACGGCCAUCUAAGCAAAGAGCCAUACUACCACUUCUUCAUCUCUCCGGUGCUCAUUAUCUUCGUCUCUCGGCCACUGAACUUUCCCAUUUUGGUUGAAAGUUCUUCUCUUUGUGGUGGUGUUGUUGUUGGUGUUGUUGUUGGUGUUGUUGUAAAGUAAUGGCGGGAGAUCAGACGGUGGCUUUGUUGAAGAAGAAGACGAAGGUGUAUGUCCAUGGUUGCCCGGGUUGUGAACAGGACAGGAUGAAACGAGAUUACAAAGGGUUACCAUACAAAGCGUUCUUCUUUGUUUUUGUUGCUACUCUUUGCUCUUCUCUACCGGUACAAUCAUUGUUUCCUUUCUUGUAUUUCAUGAUAAGGGACUUGAAUGUUGCCAAAAGAGUGGAAGAUAUUGGUUUUUAUGCUGGAUUUGUGGGUUCUGCAUUUAUGGUUGGGAGGAUGCUUACAGCGGUAUUUUGGGGUGUGGUGGCUGACCGAUAUGGACGAAAGCUGGUUAUAAUGUUUAGCAUCGCCUCAGCCAUUGUCUUUAACACACUCUUUGGACUAAGUGCUACCUACUGGAUGGCAUUUGUUACAAGAUUUCUUCUUGGAGCUACUAACGGUUUACUUGCCCCUUUAAAGGCUUUUGCUACGGAAGUUUGCCGGGAAGAACAUCAAAAUCUAGCAUUAUCACUUUUUACAACAACUCGAGGCAUAGCUCUAGUCAUUGGUCCUGCCAUUGGAGGUUUCCUUGCACAGCCUGCAGACAAAUUUCCGACUAUAUUUUCUAAAGAUUCUAUUUGGGGGAGGUUCCCGUAUUUCCUACCAUGCCUUUGUAUUUCGCUCAUCUCUCUUGUUUCAUUUAUCAUAUGUUUAUGGCUCCCAGAAACUUUGCACAAGCAUGGUAACAAUGAUGAAGAAGAUAGAACAACAGAAACUCAGUGCAUUUCACAAAUUGACCCUGAAGUGAAAGAAAACGGUGAUAAUCCUGAGAAAACAUAUUUACCUGAAAGUGAAAAUCUCUUUAAGAAUUGGCCAUUAAUGUCAAGUAUAAUGGCUUUCUGUGUUUUCUCUCUUGUUGAGAUGGCCUUUGCUGAGAUAUUCACCUUAUUUGCUGUGAGUGAUAAGAAGUUUGGAGGAUUAAGUAUGUCGUCACAGGAUGUUGGUGAAGUGCUUUCUAUCACAGGUUUUAGCCUUAUGGUGUAUCAGUUGUUUGUGUAUCCAUUUAUAACAAGGCUUUCAAGUCCCCUUGUUUCAGCUCGUGUAGCAGCGAUUAUAACAAUACCACUGGUCACGACUUUUCCGUUCAUGACUUAUCUCUCUGGGUUUGUCCUUUCAUUUGUAGUCACCUGUGCGUCGGUGUUGAGAAAUGUUUUCUCUGUGACAUUUAUAACAUGCCUGAACAUUUUGCAGAACAAUGCAGUGGCACAACACCAAAGAGGAACUGCAAAUGGCAUUUCUGUUACUGCAAUGUCUUUUUUUAAAGCAAUAGCUCCAGCUGUUGGUGGUAUUGUAUUCUCAUGGGCGCAAAAGAGACAGCAUGCAGCGUUCUUGCCAGGUGAUCAUAUGGUCUUCUUUGCAAUCAAUGUAGUUAAUUUGAUUGGGAUCUUCAUGAUCUUCAAACCCUUUUUGGCUUUGCCUACUGUGAAGUAUGUCACCUAAUAUUGCUGCUGCCUUAUAAUUGUGUCUGUUUAUUUUGCUGAAAUUCAUGCCAUUUGUUAUUCUAAAUUUGUGAUGUACAUUUGGGAUCUUUUGAAGUUAAAGAAUAAUUUUU